Molecule: messenger RNA, 4111 nt
Organism: Malaya genurostris
Lineage: Eukaryota; Metazoa; Arthropoda; Insecta; Diptera; Culicidae
Product: E3 ubiquitin-protein ligase SHPRH
Exons: 5
Coding region: 220-4041 (1273 amino acids)
Biological process (GO): protein polyubiquitination; DNA damage response
Cellular component (GO): nucleus
Molecular function (GO): metal ion binding; ATP binding; ATP-dependent chromatin remodeler activity
Source: RefSeq, a predicted model, not a curated record
UCAAGCAAAAUUAAUGUUGCAUUUGGGUAGCAAAUGUUUGUGUGGGGUAGAAUGACUUGGUGGGAUUGUUUGUGAUUAUAAGUGUUUUUUCGUGUUGUCGAAGGGGCGGCUAAGACCUAUCACAGUCCAUCUUGGUGUUCCACGGAAUUAAUUUGUUACAAUUGCCCCAAACGUGACCAUUUAUAACUCGUCAAUUUAGCUACUGCAACCGAUCUUGAUAUGGAAUAUUGUCUAACAGAUCUUGGAAUUCUUCGAGACAAACGAUCCGUCAACAGAGAUUGGGAUGAGAAGCGACUGUUUUCCUGGGAGCGGGAAUCCUACCAACAAUUGGAUGAAUUUUUGGAUAUCAAAUCAAUAUUGCGAGAUGUAAAACGAGUACCGGAAUAUGAAUUGAAACAUCGCACCGAUGCAUCCGCUAGUGAUACGGUAUAUUUAGGCGUCUUUUUGAGACGACUUCGUCCAGAGGAGUAUGAGGAUGUUGGUUGUAUUGUGCAGAGAAAACGCCUGGUCCAGUUGUUUUUCAACGAAAUCGACCGAAAGGAUUUUUUCCACUUCCAGGAAUUAGAACUGCAUCCAGACGCAACCGACGGCAGCACUCUUUCGGUUGGUAAAUUCUAUGAGCGAUUGAGAGAAUGUCAUUUGGGUGACAUUUUAGAUCAGUCGAUUCCGGAGAACGUAAGUCAUGAGAAUUUGCGACCGACACUGAGACCAUAUCAAGUCAAUGCGAUUAGAUGGAUGCUGGAUAGGGAGACGAUUCCAAAACGACUCCCUGCACAAUACGCUGUGUUGAAAAGCUCCAAUGUAACAGAUGCCUAUUUUUAUAUGUACUUGGACAGUUUCGAGGUGGUAGACGAAGUACCAGCGGAUUUCUGUAUACCACCCGGUGGUAUUCUAGCUGACGAAAUGGGUAUGGGGAAAACUGUUGAAAUGUUGGGUCUGAUGUUGUACAACCGGAAGAAGAAACGUAAGUUGCGAGACCUUGAAGAGGAAGAGAGUUGUCGGACGGUUCCGGAAGGAGAAUUGAAAUGUGUUUGCAUUGGUAAGUCGACCAAGAGUUUGAUCGCAUGUGACAAGUGUGGUUUACAGCAACAUACGAAAUGCGUUUUGAAACACGCCAGGAAUGAACCGACUCGGUACUUAUGCCCAGAAUGCUGGCGAUCAGAGCCAUUGGUCGAAGCAGGUACCACAUUGAUUGUGUCCCCGGUAUCCAUCAAAAUGCAAUGGGCCUCGGAGAUCAAUAAGCACAUCAGUGAUAGAAACUUUAAAAUAUUUAUUUAUGAAGGUGUCUCCCAAAGUGGAUGGAUCAGUCCGUCUGAUUUGGCCGAAUACGAUGCCGUUCUGACGGAUUAUAAUGUGCUGAAAACAGAGAUAUACUUCACAUCAGCCAACGCUCGAACAUCUCGUCACGAGAAAAGGUUUCUCAAUGCAGUAUCACCACUUCCACUCGUUCGUUGGUGGCGAGUCUGUCUCGAUGAGGCCCAAAUGGUCGAGGGUGUUCAUAACCAAACCACAAAAAUGGUUAAAACACUGCCAGCAGUGCAUCGUUGGACCGUCACUGGCACACCGAUCGAGAAAAGUAUGGACAACUUGUACGGAUUGGUGCAUUUUCUGGACUAUGCGCCCUACAACAACUACCACGUUUGGCGGGAGUUGACACAGCGGUAUCAGUUCGGCAAUCCGCUCCCGCUGCUAACGGCAAUGACGCGAAUCAUGUGGCGAACGUGCAAGUCCGCCGUUUUGGACCAGCUGAACAUUCCUCCACAAACCGAGGUGGUUCACUUCAUCACGAUGUCAGACUUGCAGAAGUUUUUCUACCGCAUGGAGCAUGCCAAAUGUGCGGCCGCCUUCCACGAGAAAGCCGAGAAACUGGGCAGCGGUGUUUGUGUUUCGCACAUGAAUAUACAAACGUUUAAUCUGUUGACGGAACCAUUGCGUAAACUACGCCAAGAUUGCACUAUUCCUUCAAUAAUUCAUCGUUCGGAUCAGCUCGCUACUAAGAAGCUGCUUACACCGAACGAGUUGCAUGAACAUCUGACUACCAACAAUGAGAUGGAGUGCAAAAAACAGCUCCGCUCGAUUGUCUCCAGCAUCAACGGAAUGGCAGCAAUCCAUGUGAUAAGAAAAGAGUACGAUCAGGCUAUCAAAAUGUAUAAAUCGGUGCUGCGUUGGGCAGACGAUUACCAAGGUUCGAUUAGUGUUGAUAGUCUGCUUCAGAUCCAUGCUCUUUGCAAUUUACUCGAUGUCGUAAAUCUGAAGAAAGAGGCUGGCAUUGAGACGCCGGCUGAUGAGAUAGCCGCAUUCGAGCAACAGUACGCUAAGCUGGAAUGGAAGUACAUCGAGACCUACUCAAAUAUAGUGAAAGAUGUUGAGCGUGAGUUGAAUCCUGCGUCGGAGAAGGUGCAGGAAGUUUUAAAUCAGUUGGAUAACCGAAUUGACGGCCAUUGGUGGCGAAGUGUGAUCUAUCAUAUCGAUCGUGAUUCUAUAAAAACGACCAACUUCCUACUGAAGCUAAACAUCGAGGUACGCAAUCAGAACGCCAUGACCGAGGAAAUUAAUUCCGUGCGGGGGUUGGACUAUGUACUAACAGUUUGGCUUGACAAGGUUAAAAAACAGCGAAGUCUGUUGAAAAAAGCAUUCCAAACGAUCGAUUAUUUCAUUUCAAACCUCAAACCGAGCCAUUUUUGGCCGCCGGAUGUUAUGGUUCACAUUGAAGAACUCGUGAGGAUGGCUUUUCUUUGCCAUCUAGAUCCCGAAUUGUCCGAGCUGACAGAGAAGGAAAAACGGAAACGACCGACUUGUGUGCUGUGUGAGGUCAAGACAGUGCUCAAUCAGUACGAGUGUGUAAUUUUCCAGAAGCAGUUUAUGGAGAGUACCAAUACGACGGAAGGAUCUUGGCAGAUGACGGCACAGGAAAUGCUCAUCCGACAAAUCCAUUCGUUUUCGAAAAAGGAGCGAUUCGAUGAAACCACCAUCGAAACCGGCGAGUUAUAUGUGGCCUACCUGGAGCGCAUCAAGGCCGAAUUCAAAGAGUACUCCAAAUAUUGGGUUGAAAUAAACUACGCAGCGGCGGCCUACGAUGAGUUAAAUAUGUGCCGAUCCCGGUUGCAAGUGGUAACCGUGGAGGAGCUAGAACAGAACAACACUCGCAAAACUAUUCAACAGGUGCUAGACUGCGAAGUGGACGAAACAUUUGAGGACUUACAGUUGCAAAAGAUGAAUUCGGAGCAGGAAUUCGUCCGACUGAAGGGAACACUGAAAUACCUGCAACAUUUGGGUAGUACGGAGGAAAUCGAUCCCUGCCCGAUUUGUCGCAACGAACCUUGGAAGUAUGCAGUGCUGCAGUGUGGGCAUCACUUUUGCAUCGAUUGUGCUCCACAGAUUAUCCGACUCGCUCGCAAUCAGGAAGGGAAACUGGUUACCUGCGUAGUAUGCCGCCAUCGGCAGCGAGUUGCCGACAUCUACUAUGUUACUCGUACCAAUUCCGCUAGGGCAAAGCAGGUAAACGUGCGAGGCAAUUAUUCUAACAAAAUUCUAGACAUUGUAGAAACAAUACUGCAGCUCAAGCAGAAAGAACCGGACGUAAAAAUUUUAAUUUUCUCUCAUUGGGAUCCCAUCCUUAUAAUGCUGGCUAGAGCCCUGGAAGAAAAUGCGAUUACUUUCCGGACCAAGUCUGUCAAGUUCUAUAAAAGUAUCGAAGAGUUUAAAGACUAUAGGAACGAAAUCACCUGCAUGCUACUGCCGCUGAAGGCUGGCUCCAAGGGUCUUAACUUAAUCGAAGCCACACACGUAUUUCUGGUAGAACCGAUUCUCAACCCAGGCGAGGAGCUUCAGGCAGUCGGACGAGUUCAUCGUAUUGGCCAAACAAGACCGACAUUUGUGCAUCGAUUCAUUAUGCAACAUACAAUCGAAGAAACGAUUCACCAAACUAUCCAGAAAGAUCAAAGUGGAAGAUGGAGCUCGCAGCAAGUCACGGUUGAAAAUUUGGAGCAGUUGUUCAAACUGGAAAAUGAGGAUGCCGAUGAAGAUGAGGGCGACUUGUAAUCAUUCAAACAUUCCUUUAUUUAUAUGACGCUCAAUAAACGCAUAAUUAUAAUUCACUUCAACCAUAAAA